Molecule: messenger RNA, 678 nt
Organism: Ahaetulla prasina
Lineage: Eukaryota; Metazoa; Chordata; Lepidosauria; Squamata; Colubridae
Gene: STUM
Product: stum, mechanosensory transduction mediator homolog
Exons: 3
Coding region: 169-669 (166 amino acids)
Source: RefSeq, a predicted model, not a curated record
GUUGAGCGCUUUGGGCGCGUCUCGCCUUGAGACCCUUCCACUUGAGCUCAGGCGCCUCCUUAUCCUUAGGCAGACGCCGACUCUCAGUCAGAGCCUCAGUGGAGCGGAGACGCUCUGGGGCGCAGCUACUCCGGCGCUCCCUCUCUGCACCGGCUGAAGCGGGCAAUCAUGGACCAUGGCCCCAAAGAAGGGGACGCUGCCGGGCCGACUGCUGGCGGCGCCGCGCGAGGAAAUAAUGCCGCCGCCACCACCACCACUGCCGCCUCCUCCUCCUCCGGCGGCGUGGUCGUGCAAGUGCGCGAGAAGAAGGGACCCUUGCGCGCCGCCAUCCCCUACAUGCCGUUCCCUGUAGCCGUUCUCUGCUUGUUCCUCAACACCUUCGUACCUGGACUAGGGACAUUUGUAUCAGCUUUCACAGUCUUGUGUGGAGCCCGGACGGAUCUCCCUGAUAGACACAUUUGUUGUGUGUUCUGGUUGAAUAUUGCAGCAGCUCUGAUUCAGAUUCUCACAGCAAUUGUGAUGGUUGGCUGGAUCAUGAGUAUAUUUUGGGGGAUGGACAUGGUCAUUCUUGCCAUUUCACAAGGUAUGUUUCUAUCUGAUAUUUUCCCCCACAAUUUAAUCAAUUUAAACAUAAACACUUUUCCUCAGGGAAAAUGUUUUAAACACUAAACUAAGCCU